Messenger RNA from Xenia sp. Carnegie-2017, 2631 nucleotides. Its product is annotated as ankyrin-3-like. The record is from RefSeq and is a predicted model, not a curated record. The transcript has 22 exons. NCBI's taxonomy places the organism in Eukaryota, Metazoa, Cnidaria, Anthozoa, Malacalcyonacea, Xeniidae. Gene Ontology annotation, molecular function: protein binding. The coding region runs from base 10 to 2631 and encodes 873 amino acids. Gene Ontology annotation, cellular component: cytoplasm; nucleus.
GUUAGCAAAAUGUCCCGGUAUUUUGUGGAGUUUUGUCGCAAAAAAUUAAAGCGAGUAUCGAACGACGAGGAAGAGUUAAAACUUGAUCAGGAAUUUGGAAAUCAAUAUAUGACGACCUGCUUUGGUCUUUAUCAGGCUUGUCUAGUUGGCGAUGUCGAGGCAGUUCGAUGGUAUAUUAACAUUAGACGUACAGAUGUCAAUCAACCAGAUAGCAAUGGCUGUACAGCACUAUUUUAUUGCAUUCAGAAAGAUAGAGUUGUACUGGUCCGAGAUCUUAUUAAUGCUGGAGCCAAUGUAAAUCAACAAGCAAUUCUCGAGGAAGGAAUUAAAAUCACUCCGUGUCACGUGGCAGCAAAGUACGACAGAAAAGAAUGUUUAAAAAUUCUUCUUGAUAAUGGCGCAGAUGCAAAUGUCAAAAACUUAUUUGGUCAAACUCCUUUACACAUGGCGGCGAGAAGAAAACUCAAUGACGUCAUUGACAUCCUAAUCAACCACGGCAAAGUAAGUGUAAACUGCACUGACAACGACAUGGUCACCCCAUUACAUCUUUCAGCUACACCUGGAAAUGACAAUGAACGCUCAAAAAUCGUCCAAACUUUGUUAAAUAAUGGUGCCUGUUCGUUAAGUGAAGACAACGAUGGAAAUACUGUAUUUCAUGAAGCUGCAAGAAAUAAUGUUGAUGAUGUUCUUGAUAUUUUGAUUGAAAACAAAGGAAUACAUUUCCAACAGAAUGAAAGUGGAUUCACAAGCAUUGCGCAAGUUUUAGACAAGCCAGGAAAAGAUGGCAAUAACUGCCUCCAUCUUGCAGUUAUACACAACAGCGAUAAAAUUAUUCAAAAAUGCCUUGAUUACAAAGCUGAUAUCAACAAAAAGACGUCUGAUGGAGAUACACCGCUCCAUAUUGCCUGUUGUAAGGGAAACGCCAGCACGACAAAAAUUCUUUUGGAGAACGGAGCAGAUCUAGGCAUUGUGGAUAAGACAAAUCGCCAUUGUAUUCACAGAGCUGCUGCAAAAGGAAGUGUUGAAGUUUGUGAUUUACUUUUGAAGAAGGGCGCUUUCAUAGACACCAAUCAUCCCUGUGGUACAGCAUUGAUAACUGCUAGCCGCUUUCAACAACACGAAGCUGUCAAGUUCCUUCUCGACCAAGGUGCAUCACCGAGCAUGCGUAAUACUAUGCUGGACACUUGCUUGCAUAUUGCAGUUAAAAAUGCUGAUGUAGCAACUGUUAAGAUAAUCAUGGAGAAAUGUGGUCGAGAAUUGUUGGAACUGAAAGAUAAGAACGAAAACACCGCUUUGCAUUUGGCAGCAACAACUGGUAACUUAGAGGUUUUUGACAUCUUGUUAGCGUACAAUCCCAACACAAAAGCAAUAAAUGACAGAGGAAAGGUUGCAAUACACAUUGCCGCUGAGAAUGGAAGAUAUGAAUGUCUCAAGUUGUUUCUUGAAUCUUGCAAAUGUUCUACAAAUGUGACUGACUUUAUGUGGCGAACAGCAUUACAUCUUGCGUGUCUUUCAAGAAGCGACUUAAAAAUAGUUGAACUGUUACUGGAGCACGGAGCUGAUCCAAACGCAAGAGAUGACAGACGAUGGACACCGUUGUUGUAUGUAGCUACAAAAGGAUGCCCUUACGUCACUCAGCUAUUGGUCAAGUAUGGGGCAGAUAUCAACUUGUGCGAUAAAAACAAAAUGACAGCGUUAUGUUUGGCCGCGAAAAACAAUUGUGCUGAAGCAGUGGAGGUGUUGCUGCAACAUGGCGCUAAUCCAACCAUUCUCAAUUGUGAUAAUCUCAGUUGUAUGGAUAUUGCGCUCGACAAUCGUCACCAUGAUGUCUGUAUGGUGCUAGCAAAAAGUGACAAGUGGAAAAGUUUGGUCACUUGUUCCAUAAUGGAAAAAUGUCUGGAGUAUUCGCCAGAAGUUGCAAAGGUUAUUCUAGACAAAUGUAUCGAGUAUAGUGGAAGAGAAAUCGACGCAGAUUAUAAAGUGACCUAUAAUUUUGACCUCCUUGAUCCACCCACGGAUGAGGAUGAAGACUAUUAUGGACCAAUGACGAUGAAAAUCGCCCGCCGAAACGAGCUGUUAAUGCAUCCCUUGACUCGAAAACUUCUAGACACAAACUGGAUAAAUGGCGUUCGUUACAUCUACUACUCCCAAAUGCUUUUGUUGGCUGUAGCAUUGGUCAUAACGACAGUGUUUCUUGUGUGGUUUACACGAGUUUUAGGAGAGUGCUAUGACAAACUUUCAGAAGAUGAAGGUUAUUCGAAGAACCACUCAUGCUAUCAAAAUAAAAGUUGUCUUUCCCGUAACCAUCAAUUUUAUCAAGAUAAUGAAACAAGUUGCGUGAAGGUCAAUCAUUCGCCAGGUAAAACGCUUGCAAAAAGAUCCAUUAUGUUUGUAUACUUUCUCUUGUAUCUUGGGAAGGAAUUGAACCAACUGAGAUUAGAGCGUUGGGAAUACUUUCUCGAAAUAACAAACUAUCUUGAUGUGACGGUCGCCGUCUUGUUUCUCCUGUUUGUCAAAAUUCCAAGCGAAAUGCCCAUUCCCUAUGUUCGUCUCAAAUUCGGAAUAAUGGGGAUAUUUGCAUAUUAUUUAUUAAUGUUUCUAUGGACUCGAGGGUAUGUCGAAAGAUAUUGA